AUGGCGAAGCAACACUAUGCAACCAGCAGCCUUGUGAUAGGCUAUGCCUUGUGCUCGAGCUUGCUGGCGAUCAUUAACAAGUAUGCCGUCACAAAGUUCAAUUACCCUGGCCUCCUGACAACGCUACAGUACUUGACAUCUGCUGCUGGUGUUUGGGCCCUUGGAAAGCUAGGUUUUCUCUGCCAUGACCCCUUCAACCUGGAGACUGCCAAGAAAUUUGCACCGGCUGCUAUUGUCUUCUACCUCGCCAUAUUUACAAACACAAACCUCCUUGUUCAUGCCAAUGUGGACACGUUCAUAGUUUUCAGAUCCUUGACUCCGCUUUUGGUUGCUAUUGCUGACACAACCUUCCGGAAGCAACCAUGCCCUUCCAAGCUCACAUUUUCAUCCCUUGUUAUCAUAUUGGGAGGAGCGGUUGGCUAUGUGAUUACAGAUUCUGCAUUCAGCCUCACAGCAUACUCUUGGGCGCUUGCCUAUCUGGUGACAAUAACAGCUGAGAUGGUGUACAUCAAGCAUAUUGUGACGAAUCUGGGUCUAAACACAUGGGGUUUUGUGCUGUAUAACAACCUUCUUUCCUUGAUGAUAUCCCCCAUCUUUUGGUUUUUGACAGGGGAGCACAAGUCGGUCUUCUCAGCAGUCGAAUCACGUGUUGAGGGUUGGUUCCAGCUCGAUGCCUUUGUCGCGGUGGCAUUGUCAUGCUUGUUUGGGUUACUCAUCAGCUUCUUUGGCUUUGCGGCUAGGAAAGCAAUCUCAGCCACGGCAUUCACGGUGACUGGGGUUGUGAACAAGUUCCUCACAGUGGCAAUCAAUGUGACGAUCUGGGACAAGCACGCCAGUGCAUUUGGUUUGGUUAGCCUGCUAUUCACUCUUGCUGGUGGAGUACUCUAUCAGCAAUCAGUUACUGCAAAAGGAAAUAUUGCAUCAGCUCAGCGUGAAACGGCAUCGGAGCAACUUAAGGAUGAAAGUGACGGUGCUGAGUAUGAUGAGGAGAAACAGAAGCUUAUUUCAUCUGGAGUGCCUAGUGCAUGA
This is a messenger RNA of Triticum turgidum subsp. durum (durum wheat), 1029 nucleotides long. NCBI's taxonomy places the organism in Eukaryota, Viridiplantae, Streptophyta, Magnoliopsida, Poales, Poaceae. The record is from the annotation of a GenBank genome assembly.